Messenger RNA from Chrysoperla carnea, 1831 nucleotides. RefSeq names its product calmodulin. NCBI's taxonomy places the organism in Eukaryota, Metazoa, Arthropoda, Insecta, Neuroptera, Chrysopidae. The record is from RefSeq and is a predicted model, not a curated record. The transcript is spliced from 4 exons. Gene Ontology annotation, molecular function: enzyme regulator activity; calcium ion binding. The coding region runs from base 206 to 655 and encodes 149 amino acids.
AUUUUAAAUUUAGAUCGCGUAUUAAUACAUAGUGGUUUGUGUCAGGGCCGCGGCAUUGCGCCUGGCAGCAGUACCCGCAGUCGUUUGCUAACAGUUGAUUCAUCGUAAUAUCGUAUUUAUUCUAUUCAUUUCCAGUUGACGGUUGUGUGCAGUGCUAUUGUGCCGCUUAGUGUAGACGCUGUGAUAUUAUCCACUUAAAUCUAAAAUGGCUGAUCAACUAACCGAAGAACAAAUUGCCGAAUUCAAAGAGGCAUUCUCAUUGUUCGAUAAAGAUGGAGAUGGAACCAUUACAACUAAAGAAUUGGGAACAGUUAUGAGAUCACUUGGCCAGAACCCCACAGAAGCCGAAUUACAAGAUAUGAUAAAUGAAGUCGACGCAGACGGCAAUGGUACCAUUGAUUUUCCUGAGUUCCUUACCAUGAUGGCACGUAAGAUGAAAGAUACCGAUAGUGAAGAAGAAAUUCGUGAAGCUUUCCGUGUAUUCGACAAAGAUGGUAAUGGUUUUAUAUCCGCAGCCGAACUUCGUCACGUUAUGACUAAUUUAGGUGAAAAGUUAACUGAUGAGGAAGUUGAUGAAAUGAUUCGUGAAGCGGAUAUUGAUGGAGAUGGUCAAGUUAAUUAUGAAGAGUUCGUUACAAUGAUGACUUCGAAGUGAGCGGUGAAUGUCCCCAACACCAAACUGCAUUUUCGCUUUCCAUUCGCAUCUUGGGUCGAUCAUCUAACCCAAUAUUUGGACUCAAGGCCCGAGCCGAGCCACAAGUGAAUUAAUUAUUAAACUAAUGAUUAAUUUUAAAUUAAUUUAAACUGACGAGUUCUAAUAUUAAAGAAAAUUAAUUAAUUUUAAAAAUAAUAUAAUUGUGUAAAUUUUUGUAAAAUACUGUUGUAUUAUUCUUGAAGAAAGUUAGUGUAGUAGAGAGAAAAAAAUGAGAGCGUUGUGAUGAUUGCAGCGCCCCACAUUCAUGAUCGCUACGACUGCUACCACACUCCCCUCCAUAUUAAUUUACGAGUGGCGUUCGUAGCGAUAAUAAAUAAUAUAUAAAAAAAAGCAACUCAACCUCCUAUCGUCUAAAUAAAUGUGUUUUGUUUGGGCCAGAUAACCGGCUCGGCUAAUAUAAUAUUAAUAUAUUUGAAUUAAUUAAUUAUUCCCUAAUUUCGUAAUAAUUAAAAAAAAAAUAUUUAUACUUUAUUGUUUUUAUUAGUAAUUUAUGUUUGUACGAAAAUAUUUCUUAUUGUUCUCUUCUGUCUAAUUCUCUCAGACUGUAAUUUUAUAAAAUCUAAAAUUUAUAUUCAAAGCUACAUCUGUAUGAAUUAAUAUAUUGAUACACGCAUGCGUGCAAAUUAAUUUUCAUUCUUCAUACAAAUGAUAUUAUAAUAGCUUAAUAAAAUUCACCAUCAUCCAAGAAUUUGUAAUUUUCAUUUUAUAAACAUGGAGUGUGAUUUAUCUAUCAUUUGUCGAAGUCUGAAAUCUAGUUUUAAAUUUUAAACAUUGAUGUAUAAAAAAAACGUAGCCAUCACAAAAUAUAGCUUGAUUUUUUUUAAGUUACAGUCUAAGCGUGAAGGACGGUAUUUUGAGAGGAUAUCUUUAUAUUUUAAAGAUUGUGUGUGCAAAGGUGCUGCGCCUUCACAGCCAAAUUAAAAAAAUAUCUCUAUUAUAAAAAAAAAUAUAAUACAUAGUAUUACGUUUCGUUAUUAUUAUGUCUCUGGGUGUGUGUAUAUUGCACUACUCUCUUAAGGCCACGCAGCCGUAAUGAAUCGGGCGAGCAGUCGGCCACACCUAGCUGCUCUUGUUUAUUAAAAGACAUCUAUAAAUAAAUGUUUCAUUUUUAGGUCA